Messenger RNA from Exserohilum turcica Et28A, 2283 nucleotides. RefSeq lists its product as uncharacterized. Gene Ontology annotation, cellular component: nucleus. The transcript has a single exon. Gene Ontology annotation, molecular function: DNA binding; DNA-directed DNA polymerase activity. The record is from RefSeq and is a predicted model, not a curated record. The coding region runs from base 111 to 2153 and encodes 680 amino acids. NCBI's taxonomy places the organism in Eukaryota, Fungi, Ascomycota, Dothideomycetes, Pleosporales, Pleosporaceae. Gene Ontology annotation, biological process: double-strand break repair via nonhomologous end joining.
GCUUGUGCUCGCACCUUUAGGCCCGACCCUCGGGGAAACGGGACACGCUUUUUCGACACAUUCUGACCAUCCUGGCCCGACAUCUGCGCCCCAGCCUGCUAUUACCCGAUAUGGACUGCAGUCCUCCUUCGCCUCCACGCCUCCAUCUCAGCCAGCUUCCACCCAUUGCCAUCCUCAGUGCGCAUUUGAGCGACAAUGAAGAGGGCGCCCUCACCAACACGCUGCGCCAGCACGACGCCCCGCUGACCAGCGACAUGUCGAGGGCCAAGAUGUUCGUUGGUAGGGUGGGGACGAAGAGAAGAGCCGAGUUCGAGUUGCGGUCGCGAAAACUGGUUGUUGACGAAGUCGCGGGCACCAAGCGCACAGCGACGCAUGCAAAGGUGUCCACUCAUCCGCAUAAGAAGCAGAGAGCCAUCGGAUCGCCAGUCACGACCGCUUCUGCCAAUCAGAGAUAUUCCCUUAUCAAAGAAGAACAUAGCAACAUCUUAGCAGCCGGAGACUACUCGGAAGCUGAAGCUGAAGCGCCGAAUAAGAGGCGGCGUACUUCACCGUUUUCGUCACCGUUGGCUCAAGACGAAGUUCAUCUUGCACAGAUGUUUGAGAAUAAUUCAAAAGAUGACCUCGUCUGGGUCAUAAAAAUGGACUGGAUAGAGGCUUGUGUGGCCGCGGGCCAUGUCGUUCCCCUAGGCGAUAACUUGGUGUUUAAAGGGAAAGUGCAACAACGACCAAAGCCAGCCAAUCUCGAGCUAGCCAAAAACAUCGUUUCUGUAAUACCAAAACAUCAACCCGUGUCCCAGGCGCUCUUGGCUACCAAACCUCCACACCAGCCUCAUCGAUUCGGCAAUAAGACGUCUCGACGUUUUGAAGGCAAGAGCUAUGCCUCUUCUUCCCAGUCUAUCACUCGCUCAUACACUUCGCAAGCUGCGCAUCUGCUUCAGCAAACCACGAGCGAGUAUGAAGGUGAGGAUAGUGACUUACCACCACCGCCCGAGUGGGUGAAACUAGGUCUCAAGUAUGCGUGCCAGCGCUUCACUCUUGGCAACGGGCCGAAUGAGGUCUUUCUUAACCAACUCAGGAAAAUCAGGACCGCUCGGACCCUUAUCGACGACGAAAUUGGCGUGCGCGCUUACUCAACAAUCAUUGCGUCGAUUGCUGCUUACCCGUGGAAACUCUGCCAUCCACGUGAGCUUGCGCGAUUACCAGGGUGUGAUGAGAAGACGGCGGCCUUGUUUGUGGAAUGGAAGAACACGGGCAAGAUCCAGGCUGUCGAAGACUACGAGGAUGACGAGGCAAUGAAGGUCUUGCGCUUGUUCUACAACAUAUGGGGCGUUGGUGCCAAGACAGCGAGGCAUUUUUACUACAAUAAUCACUGGACUGAGCUGGAUGACAUUAUUGAAUAUGGGUGGAACGAGCUUGACAGGGUGCAACAAAUCGGUGUCAAGUACUACGAAGAGUUCCAAGAACCCAUUCCCCGUGCUGAAGUUGAACAAAUAGCUGCAGUCGUCCGCGAGCAUGCUGUAAAACUACGCGAUGAACGUAUCACUGUUACAAUUGUUGGUGGAUAUAGACGUGGUAAGGCGGCAUCUGGAGACGUGGAUAUCAUCGUCUCGCAUCCUGAGUUGGAACGUACAGCGGGCCUGGUUCAAGAAAUUGUAGGAUCCUUGGAGGAAGCCGAGUGGAUCACGCAUACCUUGACCAUGAGUUUGGCAAACACUAAUCGCGGUCAACAAACGCUACCUUUUCGUUCUACAAGAGGCACUGGGGUAGGCUUUGAUACCCUUGACAAGGCGCUUGUAGUAUGGCAGGAUCCCGCCUGGCCGGCCCGAGAACAGGAUCUCAAGGCAAACCCAAGUGCCAAGAAUCCUGCCAUCCAUCGCCGAGUCGACAUUACCGUAUCGCCAUGGCGGACUGUAGGUUGUGCAGUCUUGGGCUGGAGCGGUGGCACGACCUUUCAGCGAGAUCUGCGACGAUACGCGAAAGCCGUCAAGGGCUGGAAAUUUGAUAGCAGCGGCAUUCGCAGCCGAACUAAUGGCGAAGCCAUCAUGCUUGAAGGGCCGAAUGGCGUCAAUGGAACACCCGAAGAUGCAGAGAAGAAGGUCUUUGAAGGCCUGGGACUCGAGUACGUGCCGCCUGAAUGCAGGGUCACAUAUUGAAGAACCGUUUGCAAAAAAGCAUAACGUGAAGGAACUACUAUAUCGUCCCUGCAUCCCCUCCCUGGACCCCUUCCAUGGUACUCAUUCCAACCAGCAUUUCAAGUAAUUGAUUGCCUUGACAUGGUGCAAU